Mytilus trossulus (common blue mussel) is the source of this 1864-nucleotide messenger RNA. RefSeq lists its product as uncharacterized. The record is from RefSeq and is a predicted model, not a curated record. Lineage: Eukaryota; Metazoa; Mollusca; Bivalvia; Mytilida; Mytilidae. The transcript has 2 exons. Bases 76 to 1806 code for a protein of 576 amino acids. Gene Ontology annotation, molecular function: zinc ion binding.
GGACAUUUUACUUCCCUGUAGACAUUCCUUUUCCAGAGCACCAGUAAUCAAAAUAGUCAGGGAAAUAGAGAGAAUAUGGCCUCAUCAGGUGGAGACAAUUGCAAUCUAUGUAACGAUGAUGAUGGAACAUCUACAGAAGCUGUCACGUGGUGCACAGAAUGUGAGGUGCUCCUAUGUACAGGCUGUGAAAAACAUCACACAAAAUCAAAAGCAUCUAAAGACCAUAAAACUAUGUCGACUAAUGACUACCAUAACUUACCAAAAUUCAUGUUAAAAAUAAGUAGUCAGUGCCGAGACCACAAAAAAAAGUUUGAACUCUUUUGUUCGUUCCAUGCCUGUCCAUGCUGUGUACAGGGCAUCACUGAUAAACACAAAAAAUGUCAAGACCUGAAACCCCUGUCAGAUAUUCUGAAGCAAAUAAAAUCAUCUGCCUCAGUUCAACUUUUUGAAAAAGAUUUGAAGAAUGUAAAGGAAAACUUAGAGGAGAUAAUAAAAUAUUUGAAAAGCCGGAUGAACACAAGCAAUAAUCAGAAAACAAAGGCUGCAGAACAAAUUCGAUCUAUGAGGAAGUUGAUAGAUGAUUUCUUAAACAAAUUAGAACAAAAAAUUCUUGAUGACCUAGAAUCAAAGCAUUCACAGCUGAAAUCUAAGAUGAACACUUUACUUCACCAACUGAAAACACAAGCCAAUCAGAUAAGCCAAUUGCAAAGUGAAUUUUCUAAAAUGACUCAAUAUGCAACUGAGCUACAGAUGUAUGAUGGUCUGAGAGAAAUUGAGAAAACUACGUCAGAAGCAGCUAAAUACAUGGAUGAAUUAAAUAGUGGAGACAAUUUGGAGGAAAAGAACUUAGAGGUUACCAUCUCAUCUGCCCUGCAAUCAAUUUUACAAGAGGUCGAAUCGUUUGGCGAUAUUAAAAUCAAUACCAACCAAUCUACUCUUCGACUAAAUGCCGGAAGAAAAGAUCAAGCACAGAACUUAGUACCAACUAUUCCUAUAAUUGAAGAAAUUAAACCAACAAUUUUGAGAACUCUGACAAUUCCAAAAGAUAUGAAAUCUGACAGUGUACCUGUCUUUAGGUUAUUACUUGAUGGUAAAUAUAUAAUUCUUAAUCGCAGUUUUUUAUCUGAAAGUAGUGCCCUGCUGCUAUUUAGAAAUGAUGGCAUCUUUGAAAGACAAGUAAUUACAUUCACAGAAUAUCCUUGUGAUUUUUGCUAUGUCAGAAAUAAUACAGUGGCUGUCACACUUGGAUCUGUAGACAAGACAGUACUAGUUGAUAUAGAAAAGAAUAAGAUCGUUCAAACAAUUCAACUUUCUCACUAUUGUGAUGGAGUAGCAAGUGACGGUAAACUGUUGGUCAUCAACAGUGUGGAGAAAAUUACUAUUGUUAAUCUGAAUGAUGAGUCUCAAACAAUCUUAGAAGGAAUAGGAGCAACACAUAUAUCAUUAUUUGGAGGAAGUAUAUAUGCUAACAUUUUCAAGAAAAACAAAGUCUGCUGCUACAAAAGUACUGGACAACUUCUCUGGAGAUUUCAGCACCAAGACAUUGCCAGACCACGAGGACUUGCAUUAGACAAACAUGGCUUUGUUUAUAUAGCUUCUCGUAAAAACAACAGUAUUGUGGUAGUUACACCAGAUGGUAAAACAUGUAAGACAAUUCUAUCAGAGGCUGAUGGAAUCAAUUUUCCUGUGUAUAUAGACAUACACAGAGAAACAGGAAUGAUGAUUGUGUCAAGUGAACUAAAGAAAACAAGUGCUAAGAAGGAUAGUGGUGAUCGUUACUUUACAGCAAUCAUUUAUAAAAUCUGAAUAGUACUUUUUUAAAGACUUGAAUGCAGAUGAAUCAACUAUGCUUCAGAAAAGUGUG